Cyprinus carpio (common carp) is the source of this 1816-nucleotide messenger RNA. RefSeq names its product guided entry of tail-anchored proteins factor CAMLG. Gene Ontology annotation, cellular component: GET complex. NCBI's taxonomy places the organism in Eukaryota, Metazoa, Chordata, Actinopteri, Cypriniformes, Cyprinidae. Gene Ontology annotation, biological process: tail-anchored membrane protein insertion into ER membrane. The record is from RefSeq and is a predicted model, not a curated record.
UGAAACGCUCUCGUCAUCCAUAGGGGACACUUCCUGCGAGGCCCCGCCCCUUCAGUAAUAACAGGUUUUCGUCGCCCAUCAGUCAGCGGAGAGAUGGAGGCCGCGAGCCGCGAGCAGGAGAGGAGCAGCGCGGCGCAGAGACGCGCGGAGCUCCGCAGGAGGAGGCUGCUGCUGAACUCUGAGGAGCGCAUGAAGAAGAUCGUGGGCUUCAGCCAAAAUGAGACGGACAGCAGGCCCAGAGUCCUGGAGCCGCGGUUCCACCUGGAUCUGGAGCGGAGCGAGCCCUGGUCCUCCUCCUGCUCCUCGAAGAGACUCUCGCCGCUGGUGUCCGAGACGGUGGGCAGCGUCUGCGAUGCGUCCGAGAGGAGCGGCGAGGCGGCGGGUGAGGGUGAGCUGGCGGCAGACGAGCGCUCGGCGUCUCCUCGCAGGGGUCUGCAGAAGUAUCUGUCCUGCUUCGACGACGCCCUGAAGCUGCGAGGACAGCUGUCCGCUGAGAAGCCGGCUCAGGACAGCGGCGGGGACGAGGAGCUGGACUCGUUCCGUGUCUUCCGGCUCGUGUGCAGCGUCGCUCUGGCCGUCUUCGUGCGCAUCUUCGUGUGUCAGUAUCUGUCCAUCUUCGCACCGUUCCUCACUCUGGAGCUGGGCUUCAUGGGACUGCACAAAUACUUCCCCAAGGUGGAGAAGAAGAGCCAGACCACGGUGCUGACCGCUGCGCUGCUGCUGUCGGGGAUCCCUGCUGAGGUCAUCAGCCGCUCCAUGGACACCUACAGGAAGAUGAGCGACGUCUUCUCUGACCUCUGCGUCUACUUCUUCAGCUUCAUCAUGUGUCACGAGCUGCUGCCGCUCUGAGGAGACCAGCGCUGACCGAUGAGAGACUGACGUCCAUUUCCUGCAUCUCAGCCCACAUUUUAAUCCUCGUUUUAACGUCCUCCUCAAUCUUAUUUGACGUAGUGUUGGUCAGUUAGAGAUGCUGUGAACUAGUGAAGGCUGCGGGUGGCUCUCACACCUGGCUCAUGUUUCACUCCAGAAUACAAAGAAGUUCAAGCCUUGUUUGGACCGUUAAGCAAUAGUUCAGCCAAACAUGAACACGUGCUGUAAAUGUGCUCACGCUCAGUUCAUCUGAGAUCAGGAUGAGUGUGUGUCUUCAUCAGGUUUGUAGAAAUGUAGCACUGCAUCAGUGUCUCAUCAAUGGAUGCUCUGCAGUGAAUGGGUGCCGUCAGAAUGAGAGUCCAAACAGCUGAUAAAAACAUCACAAUAAUCCACAAGUAAUCCACAGCACUCCAGUCCAUCAGUGAACAUCUGAACCCAAUCAUUUUUGGCUGAAUUAUUCCUUUGACUUGUUUCCAUCAUGAUGUGAUCUGAUGAAUGAAUCUCAGCAGCGUGAGUGAAACAUGACGCAGUCUAACGGUGACCCACGCAGCUGACCUCACUGGAUCUGUUAGUCUAGAGCUGAUCAUGAAGGGGUCCACGCUGUGGUUGUGAUCGGCUCAUCCUGGUGAGUGUGUUAGUUUCUCUCUGUACACAGUAGUAUUGUAGAGCUGCCCGUGUGUUUUGGGUUAAACUGGGUUUGCCAGACAUUAUUCAUGCUGAUCUGCAUGAUUUGUAUUUAAGUGAAUAUAAAUGUGGUUAUGUUCUGUUGUUCUGGACUGCAGGUGGUUUGUAAUUGUUUCUGAUCAUGUUUACAUGACUCUGUAACACUGCUUUCUGAUGAGCUGAGGUCUGACUCUAAUGCCUGUGAUUGUAUAAUAUCUUUGAUUACUUCCAGUCGGAGGGAGAAGCUACUGUGAUAACAAUAAACAUCAGUGUAUCCUUCUGA